AUGGUCAAGAAAAUUCUCGUGCCGUUCGCCGGAAGGCAGACUCAGCAGGAUACCUCCUCUGAACCGGACAAGUCGGAACGCAACGCCGGGACCAAGCUUGAAACCCAGGCUCAAAUGCCACUUCGAUUCGCCGUGGCAGAAACUCGCAUUCUGUCUGACGGAGGAAACACAAGGGAACCAUGCUGUGUUUGCACGUCCAAGGAUGACAUGGAAGGAGUUCUAGCCACACAAUUUGUGGACAUCGACGGACAAGGGACAACAUACAUCAGUUUGACCGCUGGCGAAAACUCUCGUCAGGUGGUCCACGUGCGCGGCAAUGCAAGAACGGUUAUUGCGGACAUGAAAGCAGGAGAUGGUUCUACGCAACUCAUCUGCGCCUCCGACAAUGAGGAUAGCUUAAGGAAAGUCUUAGAAAUCGCGUUGGCACCUCGCCGCUCGAUUCGAGGGGAUCCAAAGCACCUUCAUCCAGCUCAGAUUUCGGAUUACCUACCCGAUAUACUGUGUCUGUCAAGUUCACGAGGAACCGGGCCCGUUUUCGGUGGUUUGAGAUAUCAGGGGGACCGCUGGGAAUGCUUCCUUUUCGACCAGUACACUGGCGCGGAAGGGAGCACGGAAAACAAGCCAUUCCAGAAGCUCCUGGAUGAGGCUGGUAUGAACUUGGAGACGUGGAUCUGCCUUGUGAUGUUCGCCUCGUUGCUGGUGCAGUGUGCGGAGUAUGAGGGCCAGAUGACGUUGUGUCCCAACUGGUUGUGGGCCAAACAGAAAGCCAUCUUCGGCUCUAAGCUCGGUCAGCCUCAGGCAACCCUGUACGGCAUGCUAUCGCUACUUCGGGCGGCUCCAGUAUGUCCGGUCAGGGCGGGUAGUUGGACCAAGAGUUGCUUGGUUGGGAUGUGGCAUGCAGCUCGGCAGGAGCGGUGCCAGAUGGGCAUAGAGCAGGACAUCCGCACGAUCAGGGCUGUGAAAGGCUGUUUCCUGGACGAGGGGCCGGAGAUGUACAGCGUCUAG
Colletotrichum abscissum is the source of this 1005-nucleotide messenger RNA. RefSeq lists its product as uncharacterized. The coding region runs from base 1 to 1005 and encodes 334 amino acids. Lineage: Eukaryota; Fungi; Ascomycota; Sordariomycetes; Glomerellales; Glomerellaceae. The record is from RefSeq and is a predicted model, not a curated record. The transcript has 2 exons.